Messenger RNA from Coregonus clupeaformis (lake whitefish), 1632 nucleotides. RefSeq names its product protein FAM107B. The coding region runs from base 444 to 1040 and encodes 198 amino acids. The record is from RefSeq and is a predicted model, not a curated record. The transcript has 5 exons. Gene Ontology annotation, cellular component: neuron projection; stress fiber; synapse. Gene Ontology annotation, biological process: actin filament polymerization; regulation of actin cytoskeleton organization; actin filament bundle assembly. NCBI's taxonomy places the organism in Eukaryota, Metazoa, Chordata, Actinopteri, Salmoniformes, Salmonidae.
UACAGUACACACACUCCUUUCUCUCUCUCACACACACACACUUCCCAGCCUUAUCUCUCUCCCUCUCUUUAUACAAUCUGACUCAUAGCAUGACCUUGCAAUAGUUGAGGUUUGAUUUGUGGUGUUAUGGAUCCCUCCUCAACCAGCCAGGAGAGCUAGUCUUAAGGAACACCUUGUAAACUAGUCUUGUCUGGAGUACAGUACAGCACCCCUGUCUGUUGUUGUCACAGUGCCAGAGGGAGAGCUAGGAGGCUCCUCUUCGCCCCCGUCCGUCUGCCCCCUCCCUGGAGCAUGCAGGAAGGGUGGACAGAGCAGAGCUGAGCUGAGGGAGAGCCUGGAGCCUGGCCCUGCCUAGAGGAGUGGAGGGACUUAGGGAGUGGGAGACCCAGAGGAGCUACACCUGACCAGGCAAACGGAGUAGAGCGACCUGCACACCCAGCAGUAUGGGGGCAUCUUAUUCAAAGAAGAAGACGUAUAAUGUCGACCAACAGCAGCAGCAGUGUGUGAAAAAUGGAAAGCACCGGAAUGGCAGAGCGUCAGCCUAUGCGGACCUGCAGUGGGAGCAGCAGCCCAGGCAGGAUGGGAGCCACCUACCUCAGGACUACCCUCACAGAGACCAGCCCCCUGUGGCUGGCUAUGUCCCCCAGCCAGACUACAUCGAGGGAGAUGAUGAUCUCAUCAAGCCCAAAAAGCUCCUUAAUCCAGUGAAAGCCUCCAAAAGCCACCAGGAGCUCCACCGAGAGCUGCUUAUGAGCCAGAAACGGGGUGGCGGUGUUGGUGUGGAGUCUAAGCCGGAGCUGCAGCGUGUCUUGGAGGCCAGGAAGAGGGAACAGAUCAUCAAGCAGAGGAAGGAGGAAGAUGAGGCCAGAAAGAAGAUAUCCCCUCUGGAACAAGAGCUCCUCAAGAGGAAGGAGAAGCUAGAAGAGCUGGAGAAGGAGCAGGAAAAACAAGAGGAGACAGUGAGAGCCCCAGAGUUUGUCAAGGUCAAGGAGAACUUGAGACGGACGUCCUUUCACAAUAAUGGAGAGAAAGAGGUGUAGGGACAAACCGGUCCAAGUAUACCGUUGAGUUGUAAUCUUCUGGAGUUUGUACACUUGUGUGUAUUAUGCGCGUUGAGUGGACACAGAACUGCUGUGUUGUGUUGCUCUGACUGCACAACUCAAGACAACAGCAAGGAACUUCUACCUACAAGGACUGGUCGGCAAGCCAUGACACAAUGCCUUCACUAACCCACUCAGAGCAGAGACACAGUGGGAGAGACAGAGAGAGACACAGAGAAGGAAGGUUGACUCUGCAAUGGGCUACUGUUACAGGGAUAGGUCAAACUGUAUCUGUGAUAUCUUAAUGCAGAGUAACUGAUAUGAGAGUGAGUGUGAGGUUCAAAAUGGACAACCUGGACUCGAGGGUAAAUGUAACAUAGCAAACAGUAUGAUAUGUUACGUUUCGUAUGGUAUGUAUUAAUCUGUGAUUGUCCAUCAUCCAUUUCGUAUGAUAUAUUACGAAUGACAAUUCCUAUGAUAUGUUACCAAUUGCAAUUUGUUGUCGCUAACGUUAGCUAGGUGGCAUGCGUUAGCUAGGCUAAGCGUUAGGGGUUAAGGUUAUGGUUAAGGUUAAGCUUAGGAGUUAGGUUAA